This is a messenger RNA of Theobroma umbraticum, 2656 nucleotides long. Its product is annotated as IAA-amino acid hydrolase ILR1-like 3. Gene Ontology annotation, biological process: auxin metabolic process. NCBI's taxonomy places the organism in Eukaryota, Viridiplantae, Streptophyta, Magnoliopsida, Malvales, Malvaceae. The record is from RefSeq and is a predicted model, not a curated record. Gene Ontology annotation, molecular function: hydrolase activity.
UGGAAAGGCUUUGUCCGAGGCAGUUGAAAUCUAGCACCUAAAAUAGUGAAAUUGGAAGACCAAAAAGAAAGAACAGGCACGGCCGUAGGAUCAUCUUUAAGCUACGAGAUUUCGUGGUCAGCCAACUUCGCCAGCACGCAGCACUAUGCAAUUUGUUUAAAGAAACAAAUAUGUACUAAUACUUUCCGAAAAACAAUUUGAGAUGACUUUUCUUACGUAGAAGCUGAAGCACAAAAUCUUUUAUUUCUUGCUUGUUAACGUUAAGCUUGUUUCCACGUGGUCAACGCAUCAGGCAUGCUCAUUUAAGUCAUUUUUAACCUUACCGGCUGCGCUGCAAAUUUAAUGAACGUUUUUCCCGAACCCUAUCGAGAACUUCGAUGGCUGCCAUCACUACUCGGAUCGGCCAUGUUUUUCUCUCUGUGCUUUUCUCCCUUGCUUACCUCUCGGUAAUUCAUGGCAGACUCGAUCAAGAUUACAGAGAUCAACUCUUAAGCUCAGCCCAGCAAGACAAACAUUGGUUGGUUUCCAUCUGGAGGCAAAUCCAUGAAAACCCCGAACUCUGCUUCCAAGAACACAACACUAGUGCUCUUAUUCGCCAACAACUCGACCAAAUUGGCAUCCCUUAUUCAUACCCCAUUGCCGGGACAGGCAUUGUCGCCCAAAUUGGCUCCGGUUCUAAACCCGUCGUUGCUCUUCGUGCUGACAUGGACGCUCUUCCUCUUCAGGAGCUUGUCGAAUGGGAACAUAAGAGCAAAAUAGAUGGCAAAAUGCACGCGUGUGGACACGACGCUCACACUACCAUGCUCCUUGGUGCUGCCAAGUUGCUUAAUCAACGCAAAGAUAGACUUAAGGGAACUGUCAGACUACUUUUCCAACCUGCAGAGGAGGGAGGUGCUGGUGCAUCUCACAUGAUAAGAGAAGGAGCUCUAGGUGAUACUGAAGCAAUAUUUGGAAUGCACAUAGAUGCUGGAAGUCCCACAGGAAGCAUAGCGUUGGUUCCAGGACCAGUCUUAGCUGCUACAUGCUUCUUUGAAGCCAAAAUAGAAGGAGUUGGUGGGCAUGCUGCAGUGCCUCAUUCUACUAUAGAUCCAAUUGUUGCUGCAUCCUUUGCAAUUUUGGCGUUGCAACAGCUAACCUCUAGAGAAGCUGAUCCUCUCCAUAGUCAAGUGCUGUCUGUUACUUUUAUCAGAGGCGGGUCUGCAUUCAACUUGAUUCCACCAUAUGUUGAAUUUGGGGGCACUCUGAGGAGUCUGACCACUGAUGGCUUGCAUAAACUCCAACAAAGGUUGAAAGAGGUUAUAAAAGGACAAGCAGCCGUACACAGAUGUAAUGCUUCUAUUGACAUGAAAGAAGAAGAAUACCCACACUAUCCUGCUGUUUUUAAUGAUGAUAGCCUGCAUCAACAUGUUCAGAAGGUUGGUGGGCUUUUGCUUGGACCUGAGAAUGUAAAGACGGGCAAGAAGGUUAUGGCAGGAGAGGACUUUUCCUUCUAUCAAGAAUUAAUCCCUGGAUUCAUGCUUACCAUUGGAAUUAGAAAUGAGGGAGUUGGCUCAAUUCAUCCACCCCACUCCCCUUACUUCUUUAUUGAUGAGGAUGUCCUUCCAAUUGGGGCUGCCCUAUAUACUGCUCUUGCAGAACUAUACCUUAAUGAGCACAAACAUUCUAUAUUACAUCAAACAUUUUAAGGGCUUUAAAAGUAAUGAUGAAAAUCCUUUAUGCUGAUACAUUGAACCUGUCUGUAUAUGCAGUCAGAGGAAGUCCAACUUUCUGAAUCCUUGUAUACUUAUGUGCAGUAGCAAACGUCCAAUAGCUAGUGCAUUUGUGAAAGGUUCUGUUUUGAAGCUCUCUUCAUUCUUUUGGUUAUGGUGGUUGUCUCUGCCAUGGCACAGUGAAUAGGAUAAUGUUCUUCGUAUGGUAUCUUGUUACGUAGCCACUUCUCUUUUCUCUUGUUCCACAUCCCUGCGCCCCAACCCACAAUGAAUUCAUCAAAUUGCACCCGAGGGCAGUCAGCAUAAGGCUAAAAGCUCACGUGGUAUGUUAAAAGUGUGGCAGGUUUUAAAGCACGUAGAUUUGUUGGUUGAUUGCAGUCAACCAAGCGGCUUGUAAGAAAAUCACAGUACUAGGAGGGUGGGACAGCGUCGUGGGAAGGGCUAUAUCAUGAGGGACUAGAAAUUAUCGCACUACACGUGUUUGUUGUAGUCAAAUCUUAAAUGACCUUUACCGAACGCAUCACAUGGAUCGUGAAGGGACUUGCUUUGAACAAACAUGGCAUGUUUCUUCUCUUGUGGGAGCAUGAACCAGGGACAUCUUUCCACAUGCUUGACAGCCCACGCGACGUUUAACUCUAAAAGUCCAAGCCAAACUUGUUUGAUAUACUGUUACUACCAAGUUUAUAACGACAUGCAUCGUUCAUCAUUGUUUUUGUUGUUCACGUGAUCAGUUAUCUUCAAAGGCGAUUCAAGGAAAAUGCUGUCCCCUUAAAACACCGUCGGAAAGUGGACAAGACCAGUAUGUGCAAUUUGGAAGAGGCCACGAAACACUGACUAAGAGCCAAUUUAUUCAAUUCAACCAAACGAAGAAGAAGAAAAAAAAAGGUUCUGUCAAUGCAUGUAUUAGAGAUUUGGUGAAGUUCACUCUAUAAGACCCCAAUUUCAAA